Messenger RNA from Capronia epimyces CBS 606.96, 390 nucleotides. RefSeq lists its product as uncharacterized. NCBI's taxonomy places the organism in Eukaryota, Fungi, Ascomycota, Eurotiomycetes, Chaetothyriales, Herpotrichiellaceae. The record is from RefSeq and is a predicted model, not a curated record. The coding region runs from base 1 to 390 and encodes 129 amino acids. The transcript has a single exon.
AUGCCGCCGCCCUCCCACGUCAAAGACAUCGCUCCGCCGGAACACCUCACCUCGGUGGCCGCGAGCGGCUUCGCCUCUGGUGUGUUGCGGUUCGGCACGAUCUCGCUUCUGACGCACUUCUUGCUGAACCGCACCAACCCCAUCUACCGCGGCCUGACGGUGCAGUUCAAAGUGUACAUCCAGAUCAGCGCCAUGACGCUGGGCGGCUGUAUCUUCGCGGAGAAGCAGGUCACCGACUACAACAAUGCUGUGAGACGGCGGAAUCGUGCGCUGGAGAGAUCGCGGCGCGCCUGGAGUGAAGAGAUGGAGAUCAGAGAGCAGGCGGAGCAGAGGGCGACCAAGGCUCAGAUGGCGGCCGCGGCCAAGACCAUAACAGACGACGGACAGUGA